Messenger RNA from Gavialis gangeticus (Gharial), 7111 nucleotides. It is a transcript of the gene FNDC3B, whose product is annotated as fibronectin type III domain containing 3B. Gene Ontology annotation, molecular function: protein binding. The record is from RefSeq and is a predicted model, not a curated record. Lineage: Eukaryota; Metazoa; Chordata; Crocodylia; Gavialidae. Bases 256 to 4002 code for a protein of 1248 amino acids. The transcript has 26 exons.
GGAGCGCCUACUCCAGACUGCGCGGUAGCUGUAGCUGUAGCUGUAGCGGUAGUGCGGCCGCCCCCGCCCCCGCCCCAUGUGGUCCCGACAUCACUGACAUGGCGGAGUCCCCGGCACGGCCGCCCGGCAGCGCCUCCGGCUAGAGUCCGCCGCCGCCGCCGCCCUACCGCCACCGCCACCGCCACCAACAGCAACAGCAACAGCAACGCCUCCCCGGCCGCGCCCAGGAAGCCGGUUGAGGAAAAUUCUCCAUGAAUGUAUGUCACAAUGAUGAUGACCGACCAAAUCCCGCUGGAACUGCCACCGUUGCUGAAUGGCGAGGUAGCGAUGAUGCCUCACAUAGUGAAUGGAGACGGAUCGCAGCAGGUCAGUAAGCUGUAUGGAAAGAGAAUACUGAAUGACCUGUCAGUGGGCCACAAAGCAGCAUUUGGGAACGUCAUUUUGGUUCAAGUUAAUCCAGGUGAAACCUUUACAAUAAGGGCUGAGGAUGGAACACUUCAAUGCAUUCAAGGACCAGCAGAGGUUCCCAUGAUGUCACCCAAUGGAUCCAUCCCACCUAUCCAUGUGCCUCCAGGUUAUAUUUCACAGGUGAUAGAAGACAACACGGGCGUUCGCCGGGUGGUGGUCACGCCCCAGUCUCCCGAGUGCUAUCCUCCCAGCUAUCCGUCUGCUAUCUCCCCAACCCAUCAUUUACCUCCAUACCUGACACACCACCCCCAUUUUAUUCACAACUCUCAUACAGCUUUUUACCCUCCUGUCACUGGACCUGGAGACAUACCACCCCAGUUUUUCCAACAGCAUCAUCUUCCCCCAACAAUAUAUGGUGAACAAGAAAUCAUACCACUAUAUGGGAUGUCCAGCUACAUUACCAGGGAAGAUCAGUACAGCAAACCACAGCACAAAAAACUCAAAGACAGACCGAUUGACCGUCAGAACCGGCUGAAUAGCCCUCCUUCCUCCAUUUAUAAAACCCACCUGAGCAACUGCACAACUGUAUACAAUGGUUAUGCAAAGAGCCACAAUGGAGCAGGCAGUGGAGGAGGAGGUGGUAGUGGUGGAGUAGGAGGUGGAGGUGGAGGAGGUGGUGGUGGAGGAGGAGCAGCACCAGGAGUAAAGAAACCAGAGCGCAGAGCAAGAAGCAGCCCAAAGUCGAUUGAACAAGACCCACAUGAAUAUGACUCGGAAACAAAAAGGGUCCAAGACAUUCUUUCUGGAAUGGAGAAGCCACAGGUUACAAAUAUUCAAGCAAGAACUGUUUUACUCACAUGGUCCCCUCCUACUGGCCUUUUAAAUGCAGAUAGACACAAUAAUGGCUUGCCUUACACCUGUACUUACGAAGUUGCCUUAUCAGAUAAAGGGAGGGAUGGAAAAUACAAGAUAAUUUACAGUGGAGAAGAGUUGGAAUAUAACCUGAAGGACCUUAGGCCAGCAACAGAUUACCAUGUCAGGGUAUAUGCAGUGUACAAUUCAGUAAAGGGAUCCUGUUCAGAGCCAGUUGGCUUCACCACUCACAGCUGCACACCAGAAUGUCCCUUCCCACCCAAGCCCUCACACAGGACCAAAACUUCACUUACUUUACAAUGGAAGGCACCCAUUGAUAACGGUUCAAAAAUCACCAGCUACCUUUUAGAAUGGGAUGAGGGAAAAAGAAACAACAGUUUCCGAGAAUGUUACUUUGGGAGUCAAAAGCAUUGCAAGUUGACUAAGCUUUGUCCAGCUAUGGGGUACACCUUCAGGUUAGCAGCUCAGAAUGACAUAGGCACCAGUGGGUACAGCCAGGAAGUAGUGUGUUACACAGCAGGUAAUAUUCCGCAGACCCCUUCUGCACCAAGACUUGUUCGAGCAGGUGUUACAUGGAUCACGUUGCAGUGGAAUAAGGUAGAAGGAUGUACGCCAGAAGAAGUUAUUUCUUACACCCUAGAAAUUCAAGAAGAAGAUAAUGAUAGUGUGUUUCACACAAAGUACACUGGAGAAGACCUAACCUGUACUGUGAAAAAUCUCAGAAGAAGCACACAAUACAAAUUUAGGCUGAUUGCCUCUAAUGUGGAAGGGAAGAGUUGUCCAAGUGAAAUUUUGGUCUGUACAACAAGCCCAGACCGGCCAGGACCUCCUACCAGACCUGUUAUUAAAGGGCCAAUAACAUCUCAUGGCUUCAGUGUUAAAUGGGAUCCUCCACAGGACAAUGGUGGUUCAGAAAUUCUAAAAUAUCUCUUAGAGAUUUCUGAAGGAAAUUCUGAAGCAGGUCAAUGGGAAGUGGCUUAUAGUGGGUCUGCUACAGAAUAUACCUGUACUCACUUGAAACCAGGCACUUUGUAUAGACUUCGGGCAUGCUGUAUCAGCACUGGUGGACACAGUCAGUGUUCUGAAAGUUUACCUGUCCGUACGCUAAGUGUUGCACCAGGUCACUGUCGGCCACCACGAGUGCUGGGGAAACCCAAACACAAAGAAGUUCAGCUACAGUGGGAUGUUCCAGUGUCAGAAAGUGUGUGUCAAGUCUCAGAGUACAGUGUAGAAAUGAUGGAACCCGCAGACGUCACGUCUGAAGUGUAUCACGGUCCUGAUCUAGAGUGCACAGUCUGCAACCUUCUUCCUGGAACAACGUAUCAGUUCAGAGUGAGGGCUUUGAAUGAUGGAGGGUAUGGGCCAUAUUCUGAAGCAACCGAAAUCACCACAGCAGCAGGACCACCUGCGCAGUGCAGAGCACCUUUCCUUUCCUUUCUCUCUGAUACAUGUGUACUUGUAAGCUGGGAGAGUCCUGAAAGCUCUGGUGCUGACAUCUCUGAGUACAGAUUAGAGUGGGGAGAAGACGAGAAGACUCUAGAACUUGUGUAUAAUGGCACAGAUACCUGUUUUGAAAUAAGUGAGUUGUCGGCAGCAGCACAUUACUGCUGCAGACUGCAGGCUAUAAAUCAAGCAGGAGCUGGACCCUAUAGUGAUGUAGUAACUUGCAGAACCCCAGCAUCAGUACCUGAUGCAGUCUCUACCCUCUCUGUACUGGAGGAUGAGCACAUGGAUGCCUAUCAAAUAUCACCCUCUGUGUGCCUUGUAUUGAACUGGGAAGAACCAUGCAAUAAUGGGUCUGAGAUCACGUCUUACAACAUUGACCUUGGUGACGUUUGCAUUCCCGUGGGCAGCGUUACAACUUACGUUAUUGAUGAUCUGCUUCCAGAAACCUCAUACCGGAUCAGAAUUCAGGCUGUCAAUGAAAUCGGAGCUGGGCCAUUUAGUCACUUCAUUAAAGCAAAAACGAGGCCAUUGCCCCCCGUACCUCCUCGGUUAGAGUGUGCUGCAGCAGGCCCCCAGAGCCUCAAGUUGAAAUGGGGAGAGAGCAGCUCCAAACUGCAUGCCACAGAUGACAUGGUCUAUAUCUUGCAGAUAGAAGACAGAAACAAAAGGUUUAUUCCGAUAUACAGAGGACCAAGUCACACGUAUAAGGUACAAAGACUGACAGAAUCGACUUGCUACACGUUUAGAAUACAAGCAGUCAACGAUGCUGGAGAAGGGCCUUUCUCAGAACUGUGCACUUUCUGCACCACCAAAUCUAUCCCACCUGCCAUCAAAGCCCCUCGAGUGACGCAGCUAGAGGGAAAUGCCUGUGAAAUCACCUGGGAAGUGGUUCCACCCAUGAAAGGAGACCCUAUCAGUUAUGUUCUGCAGGUACUGGUUGGGAGAGAGUCUGAAUAUAAACAGGUGUACAAGGGAGAUGAGACGACAUUCCAAAUCUCAGGCCUUCAGGUCAACACAGACUACCGGUUCCGUGUCUGCAUAUGCCGCCGAUGCUUGGAUACCUCACAGGAACUUAGUGGACCUUUCAGCCCAUCUGUUGCCUUUCUACUCCAGCGAAGUGAGCUCAUGCUUUCAGGGGAAAUGGGAAGUGUAGAUGAUCCUAAGAUAAAGAGCAUGAUGCCUACUGAUGAACAGUUUGCAGCCCUAAUUGUUAUUGGCUUUGCAACUUUGUCAAUUGUAUUUGCCUUUAUAUUACAAUACUUCUUUAUGAAGUAGAGAAUCCAAUGACAGUUUGAAGUAUGAAUUUAACUAAUGCUACGCAUUAUAAUCCACACAUUUAUUCAGAUAUUCCUUUUUGAAAUCUUUUUGUUCUACCAUGCAUUUUAUAUAUUUCUCUUGUUUUUACAGUUCUAGCUAAGAGAAAGAUAAAUCAGUGUUUUGAUGCACCUUUUUGAAAUUCAAAACUUGGAAGUGGUCAAACUGGAGAAAUGAACCAGAUAAUAAAAGCAACGGUUUGUUUUUUUCCUUCACAGUUUCAGAAUUGUCACCAAUUUGCUGUUACAUUGUUUUAUUUUUUUAUCACAGAAGUCCUUACAGUCUGUCUUGUACUGUUACUUUUUAGCAAAUUAUAAUCAUCAGUCACUACUUUUCUUUAUCUGUAAACUUUAAUCACAAGUGUGUAUAGUGGUAAGGCUAGAAUGAAGUGUUAGUCAGCAGUACCAGGUUUUCAUUGAACAGUAUUAUCAAUGUUACCUAUGAUUAUUCACUACAAUACAUUUGCCCCAGUUUUUUUCAAGAUACAUUGUACACUCACUUACUUUAACUAUGCUUAGUGCAUUUAAAUCAAACAGUAUACUGCAGUCUAAAACCUUUUAAUGAUCUGUUACUUUUACAGUUACAACACUAUGAAUUGUCUAUGUAAGAAAUCAAAGCCAAACUGCAUAUAAAUUAUGAAGCAUUAGGUUUUUUUAAUCAUUUUGAUUCAUAGCAGUAACUUUAAGAGGGCAUUGUGCAAUAGUUAGUUAUUCCCAUGUUCAGCUGUUCAAAGCUGCUUGACCCUGUUUAUUUGUCAUUGUAUAUAACUACUCCUAAUCUAAUCACUAGAUAUUAUUGUAUUCUAUUACGUUCAGUCUGAUUUAUGUAAUUGGAGCUGGUGACAGCUUACUGCCUCUACUGAUCAUGUAAGAUUUACACCCACAAGCAGCUUUUUAGUCAAUCAGUCACUUUUGAAGAAGGCUGCAUUUCUUGGCGGUAUCCAUUAUAAGACCAGAUAAUUCAUCUGAUGCCUAUAUUCCUAUUAUUGCAUCAAAAUAUUGGAUACAUUGCAAAAAUCAGAGCAAGAGUGAUCCAGAUUUAUCUUUUUGUUCUUGCGGCAGUGGCCCAUACAUGUUUUAAUUCAUGGAGAUACUAGAUUUUUAACAAAGUCAUUUGGGUUAUUUAUAUUGAAGUCAACAAUGUGCAAGUACCUCAGGGACUUAAAUGAGCUGGAGGUGCAAAUCAAUUCCAAAAGGGUGCAACAGACACACACCAUGUAUUUCCCUGCCUCUUGUUUUUGUAUAUUUUUGCUAUAUUUUGAUUUUGCUUUUGUCAUAGCUAUUUCGUGCUCUAUGUUGUCUAAGAUUCAGUGUCCUGUACUAGCAUACUAUUCCCUUAACCAAAGUAAUGGGGAAACCAACAUUAUUUUGUUUUAGGUUUAUUUAUACUAUAUACUGCAUACAGUACUUUAAAUGCCAAUUACAGUGCAAUCUUUUAUUUAUUGUAAAAAAAAAUAAAUAAAAAAUAAAAAGUGUACUUAUGUACUAAUUUUUCCCCCCUUGUAGCAUGUUAUAUUUUGUCUGUUUUAUACUGUCGUACUUUUUAGGUCCACUUUUUCACCCAGCAGCAUUCCUAGUAUUAUUAACCUUCUUAUGUUUUCUUGUGUUUUUGAAGAUGGGAGCAUCUAGUGCAUUCAAUGCCAAAAAAAACCCAUUAUCAGUGAUUGAAACGUUUACAUGCAUCCAAAAAGCAUAAUCAUCUCUUGAAAGAAAGUGCUAAGAUCAAUGAAUUCUUCUGUGUGCCUCUAGAUGUAGCAAAUAUUAGAAAUGUUUGGUAUUUUGUUAAUGACUAUAAUUAGUUUAAUUUAGCCUUGCAAACUAAUGACAUUGAACUAAAUAUAUAUAUAUAUAUUUUUUUGUUUCUGCCAAAGUCGUGGCUUGUCAAAUUUAUUUACAUUUUAUUUAAAUUUAUUUGUGAUAUGGAAAUGUUGUGACCUUGCCUUACAUCUGUAUUUUUUGAGCAAAGCAUACGCAACUGUUUUCAACAGGGGGAGAUCAGGUGUAUUUUUUAAAACAAUGAAAAACACAGUGAUUUGGAAACUCGCAUUUGAAUUAUUUAUCCCUUUUUUAUUUUGGAAUACUCUUUUAGCAGUGCUGCUACAAAAUCCAGGCCUGGUGUCUUUUUUUUUUAAUGUGUUUUAGGUAAUUUGUUUCAAAAUGUUGCAUAUGUGGGGUGUAGCAGCAAGCAGAAGUGUAGAGAACAGAAACCUGUAACACUUUAUGUGAAGUGUUUUUGACACGACUGAUUCAUUUGGUAUCUCAUCAUAAUGACAACAGUCAAAAAAUCCAGCUCAACUCCCAUUGAAGGUAGUGGUGAAAGACUUUUAUGGGAUUUGGAACAGGCCCAGAAUAAGUUAAUUUUAUAUCUUUAUUUACUUUGUAUAUACUGCCAUAGCAAUUCUGUUAUAAUUCAUCUUUAAUGUAAACAUAAAAUAAAGUGUUACAGGUUUAAACCUUUCCUCUUUGUACUUCCAUUACCAAUUAAUGCAGUUUACUGAUGCUUCAGGUUUUCCUCUGUCUUUAUACCCUUCCUUGGCCCAGUCAAUAUUCAUCACAUGAACCAAAUUCCAAAGCCCUCUGCUCUUCAUGAAAUUGUUACAGGAAAAAAAGGAAAAAAAAAAAGGAAAAAUAAGUAUUUUAAAAAUUAUUAAAAAGGAAAGAAACAUUUUAUAUUAUCUGCCUUUUUUCUUUUUGAACUUGAAAUGUAGUUUUCUAAUCUGUUUUGUUGGCUACAGUAGUUCAGUAUUCAAUGUCACAAUUGAGAAGUGCCCUAAUUGAAUGUGUAUGAACGUUAUCCUUGCACAAUUCUUUAAAUUGAAAAAAAUAAAAUAAAAAUGUUUUUACCUCACUAUGGGAACAUACAUUCCAAGCUUUUCAACUCUGAGAGAAAUAAUCAUAAGUUUUUCUUGUAUUGUAAAUUUUAGACUAUUUCAUAAGCAUUGUAUUAAAACUGCCAUAUCAAUUUUAAUGUAUAGAUUUUGCAAAUACUACGCUAUGUAUGUAAGACUUAACUGUAUCUGUAGUGUAUAUGUAAUAUAUUUAUGCCCAAUAAAUGUUUUAAUUCUUUCUGA